AUGGCUGUCCGAGCACAAUUCGAGAAUUCCAACGAGGUUGGCGUCUUUGCGACAUUAACAAACUCAUUUGCCCUCGUGGCGGUCGGCGGGAGCGAGAACUUCUACAGCGUGUUCGAGGCCGAGCUACAGGACGUGAUCCCCAUCUGCAGGACAACAAUUGCGGGCAUGCGCAUCGUUGGGCGGUUAACAGCUGGUAACCGGAAAGGCCUGCUCGUCCCCACCACCACAACCGACCAGGAGCUGCAGCAUCUACGCAAUAGUUUGCCGGACGAAAUCAAAAUCCAGCGCAUCGAGGAGAGGCUGUCGGCGCUGGGCAACGUGAUCGUGACCAACGACCACACGGCGCUGGUACACCCAGACCUGGAGCGCGAGACGGAGGAAAUCAUCGCCGACGUGUUGGGGGUGGAGGUGUUCCGGCAGACGGUAGCGGACCACGUGCUGGUGGGCUCGUACAUGGCGCUCAGCAACCGGGGCGGGCUCGUGCAUCCCAAGACCAGCAUCCAGGACCAGGACGAGCUCAGCAGCCUGCUGCAGGUGCCGCUCGUCGCGGGCAGCGUGAACCGCGGGAGCAACGUCAUUGGCGGCGGCAUGGUGGUCAACGAUUGGAUGUCGGUCACCGGGCUCGACACCACCGCGACCGAGCUCAGCGUCAUCGAGAGCGUCUUCCAUCUCGGCGAGGGCGCCGCGCCCGGGAACGUCAAUACCACCAUUAAGGACACGAUAGUGGAGUCGUUUUACUGA
Messenger RNA from Chaetomium globosum CBS 148.51, 741 nucleotides. Its product is annotated as eukaryotic translation initiation factor 6. Bases 1 to 741 code for a protein of 246 amino acids. The transcript has 3 exons. Gene Ontology annotation, cellular component: cytosol; nucleolus; preribosome, large subunit precursor. Gene Ontology annotation, biological process: maturation of LSU-rRNA; ribosomal subunit export from nucleus; assembly of large subunit precursor of preribosome. Gene Ontology annotation, molecular function: ribosomal large subunit binding. Lineage: Eukaryota; Fungi; Ascomycota; Sordariomycetes; Sordariales; Chaetomiaceae. The record is from RefSeq and is a predicted model, not a curated record.